Messenger RNA from Antrostomus carolinensis (chuck-will's-widow), 658 nucleotides. RefSeq names its product 28S ribosomal protein S5, mitochondrial. Gene Ontology annotation, molecular function: structural constituent of ribosome; RNA binding. Gene Ontology annotation, cellular component: ribosome. Gene Ontology annotation, biological process: translation. The transcript has 6 exons. The record is from RefSeq and is a predicted model, not a curated record. The annotation marks the transcript as partial. Lineage: Eukaryota; Metazoa; Chordata; Aves; Caprimulgiformes; Caprimulgidae.
AUGGGGAAAGCGGGUGACAGGAUGAAUGCUUUACGAAAAGCAAAGAAUAAAGCAAUACGCUGCUUGCAAUUUAUAGAGCUGUAUCAGAACCACACAAUUUACCAUGACAUUGCAGUGAAAUUUAAAAGCACAAACAUCCGCAUGAAGAAACAAAACAAAGGGUUUGCUUCUGUGCCAGUGAAAGGGAGUUGCUGUUCGUAUUCUAGCCUGGUGUGGGCUUUCCAGACACAAUGUUCCAUCUCUACCCCCUGGAAUGUGACAGUCAAUCAAUGCAGACGAAGCAGUUUCUUCAAUACAUUGACAGCUGAUGAACUAUGGAAAGGAGCUUUGGCAGAAACUGGUGUGGGAGUAAAGAAAGGAAGAGGAAAGAGAAGGAAGAAAAAGCUAAGGAAGAAUCUCAAUAGAGGCCAGGAGAUUGGUGAAGGACGUUCUGGUUUCCUGUGGCCUGGUCUUAAUGCCCCCCUGAUAAAAAGUGGGAAAGUCCAGGAAGUUACUCAACGAAAAAAAGAAGAACUAGAAAGAAUUCAGUCUGAAAUUGUUCAGCAGAGAGAUACAUGGGAGAAGAAAAGAAAAGUAAAAAUUAAGAGAGAGGGAGGAUGGAGCGGGAAGUGUUGGGGAGGUGUCCUUCUGGAUCCUCCUGACCCAGGUCCUAAUGGAG